This is a messenger RNA of Callithrix jacchus (white-tufted-ear marmoset), 463 nucleotides long. Its product is annotated as small ribosomal subunit protein uS10. Gene Ontology annotation, cellular component: ribosome; small ribosomal subunit. The record is from RefSeq and is a predicted model, not a curated record. Gene Ontology annotation, biological process: translation. Gene Ontology annotation, molecular function: RNA binding; structural constituent of ribosome. Lineage: Eukaryota; Metazoa; Chordata; Mammalia; Primates; Cebidae.
CUCACCGCUGUUCGCUCUUGCCGAGGAACAAGUCGGUCAGGAAGCCGCGCAGCAGCCACGGCUUUUAAGGAUACCGGAAAAACACCCGUGGAGCCGGAGGUGGCAAUUCACCGAAUUCGAAUCACUCUCACAAGCCGCAACGUCAAGUCGCUGGAGAAGGUGUGUGCUGACUUGAUCAGAGGAGCAAAGAAAAAGAAUCUGAAAGUGAAAGGACCCGUUCGAAUGCCUACGAAGACUUUGAGAAUCACUACAAGAAAGACACCUUGUGGUGAAGGUUCUAAAACAUGGGAUCGUUUCCAGAUGAGAAUCCACAAGCGACUCAUUGACUUGCACAGUCCUUCUGAGAUUGUUAAGCAGAUUACUUCCAUUAGUAUUGAGCCAGGAGUUGAGGUGGAAGUCACCAUUGCAGAUGCUUAAGUCAGUUAUUUUAAUAAAGUGAUUACCAGUUGUUAAAAAAAAAAAA